Spea bombifrons (plains spadefoot toad) is the source of this 2629-nucleotide messenger RNA. RefSeq names its product prolactin receptor (gene PRLR). The transcript is spliced from 9 exons. NCBI's taxonomy places the organism in Eukaryota, Metazoa, Chordata, Amphibia, Anura, Pelobatidae. Gene Ontology annotation, biological process: cytokine-mediated signaling pathway. Gene Ontology annotation, cellular component: signaling receptor complex; external side of plasma membrane; membrane. Bases 224 to 2077 code for a protein of 617 amino acids. Gene Ontology annotation, molecular function: cytokine receptor activity; cytokine binding. The record is from RefSeq and is a predicted model, not a curated record.
GCUGGGAGUGCAGCCUCGGAGCAGGGGGGCGGAUAGAGUUACCCCCAGCCCACCGUCUGGAGCCCUCACCCACCCGGCCUCUGCCCUCUACAGUCCCGGCACAUCAAGAAUGGAAACAGCCCUGGAUUAUCUUACUGCGAGAAGGAAGCCGUGCAUGUUACAGCCCUGGGCAGCAAACCUUUGAUCCUUCCAAUUGCUUUUGGAGUUGAAAUAGUCGCUCAGCAUGGGUCAAAAACGGGUCAUUUUGACAUCGCUUCUCCUCUUCGUUUUUGUUAACACGCAUGGAUUGAACGCUCAAUCUCCACCAGGCCAACCCGAAAUAAUAAAAUGCCGGUCUUACGAGAAAGAAACGUUCUCCUGUUGGUGGAGACCGGCUUCUGACGGAGGACUUCCAACAAACUACACCCUGAUAUACAAAAAAGAGAGUGAUGUCAAGGAAUUUGAAUGCCCGGACUAUCAGACAUCGGGACCCAACUCCUGCUUCUUCGACAAAGCACAUACCUCCUUCUGGGUCAUUUACACCGUGUACGUAAAAGCUACGAAUGCCCUCGGAAGUAACGUGUCCCAGCCGCAUUACGUGGAUACAAUUUCCAUCGUGCAGACUUUUCCCCCUCAAAACGUGACGCUCGUUGCCGAUGACGAUUUACCAAACCUAUUGGUCAAGUGGCUUCCACCAGAAAAGGCCGACGUGAAAUCUGGUUGGUUAACCCUUCACUAUGAAGUUCAGCUGAAAACCGAGAAAGAACUCGAGUGGGAGAGCCACGUCGUUGAUAAGCAGACUAAGCAUAAGGUGUUCGGUUUAACUCCCGGAGAAACUUACGUUGUCCGCGUUCGAUGCAAACCGGAUUCUGGCUUAUGGAGCGAAUGGAGUUCGGAGAUGUACAUCGAAAUGCCAGGCAAACCAAAAUCUAGAGACUUGACGUUGUGGAUAUCGUUCGGGGUGUUGUCAGCUGUCAUUUGUUUGACGAUAAUCUGGACAUUGUCUUUAAAAGGCUGCAGUUUGCUGUCCUGCGUUUUCCCACCCGUUCCGGGACCUAAAAUUAUGGGAUUUGAUACCCAACUCCUUAAGAAUGGGAAAUCCGAAGACUUCCUGAGUGCUCUUGGCUGUCAAGGUUUCCCUCCGACCUCAGACUGUGAAGAUCUCUUGGUGGAAUUCGUAGAGGUUGACGAGAGCAAAGAACAUCUCAUUACGAGCCAGGAUAGGAGUCCACAGAGUCAGCAUAUAAAAGUCAGCCCUGUGGACACUGACAAUGACUCCGGAAGAGGAAGCUGUGAUAGUCCCUUUGGUCUUUCUGAUGGUUGUAAGGAGCUGAGAACCCUUUCAUCAGGCUUCGAAAGUUGUGACAAUGUCCCCCAUGACCAUUCUACCAGGAAAAAUCCUUGGACGUCUCAGAAUACGGCAACUGAAAUGCCUUUUUCAAAUUUCAGCGAUAACAAGUCUUACGUGUGGCCAGAAGGGUCAUCCUCUGGUCACCAGACGCCAAUGUCAGUGUAUCAUAAUGUCACUGAUGUAUGUAAGAUGGCUAUCGGUGCCAUGAAUGCCAACGUAGCUGCAUUUUUAAUACCUUAUGAAGACAAAAGUCAGCCCAGAUACUUUAGAACCAUAGACACCAUUAAUGAAGAAAAUAAUAAUACACAGAGUGACUUGGAGGAAGUCCGUUCCACAAGUACGGACCCAGACAAGAUGCACUUGCUGCCUAACGAAAAGCCACCUUUCGCGUCUGCUAAAGCUAUGGACUAUGUGGAGGUCCACACGGUCAACCAAAAUAAUGCACUAGCACUGAUACCAAAACAGAAAGAGAACAGCCUCAGAACUGACCAGUAUACUGUCGUGGCCCCCAGCCGGGAAUAUUCAAAGGUCGAUCGGGUGGAAGAUAACAAUGUUCUGGUGUUAAUGCCGGAUCUAGACGUUCGGGACAAUACUUUGAAUAUUGAAUCCACAAAGGAAUUAUGUCAAAAGGCUCAGCAGAGCCAUGUCUGGAAACAGAAGGGCAUUAUCCCACAGGCUCGACAUGAAGGCACUUUUCAGACUGGAUCUGGGACGGGUUACAUGGAUCCUUCAAGCUUCUUAUCCUAGUUUGAAUUUUUUGCUUCUUUCUAUAAUGUUGCACAAUAUUACAAAGGCAAGAAAAGUUAAUUUCCCUCUUUACUAAUAAUGAUAUAUAUUUUCUUAUUUGAUCAGACAUCUUCGCUUUAUAAUUUUUCUAUCUUAUUUAUGGUCAAGGUAGAUCAAAUUUAUUUAAUGUUGUGUUUUUUUUUUUCUUUUCUUUUCUUGCCUUUUUUGAGUUGCUUGGCUGUUGUCACUUUAUUUAUAUAUAUCUCAAAAAAAAAAACACUAUUUCGGUUUAUGUAUAUGAAAAGGGAUUGUUGCAAUUGACCCAAACUCCAUUCAAGACGACAAUGUAAGGGUGCGAGUUUGUGAAUGUAAAUGAUCGGUGGAUGGUCCGGGGUCCUUCUAAACGUGUGCAAUCAAAUGACUUAAAACUGUCUAAUUGUUUGUUCAAUGCCUAAAUCACAUUAUGCAAAUGUCAGGAUAUUUUAGAGUGUUAAACUAUGGAAAAUGAAGUUUCUCUAUAUUUUUCUAUCUAUAGAAAGAAGCCCUAUGGCUUAUAAAACUAUUAAUCACUAC